Molecule: messenger RNA, 397 nt
Organism: Penicilliopsis zonata CBS 506.65
Lineage: Eukaryota; Fungi; Ascomycota; Eurotiomycetes; Eurotiales; Aspergillaceae
Exons: 2
Coding region: 102-353 (83 amino acids)
Biological process (GO): endoplasmic reticulum to Golgi vesicle-mediated transport
Cellular component (GO): endoplasmic reticulum membrane; COPII-coated ER to Golgi transport vesicle; Golgi membrane
Source: RefSeq, a predicted model, not a curated record
CCGCCUUCAUCUUAACACUCCUUCCUCAACUGCCCAGUUCUAGACUUGGGAUAGUUACCCAGUACUAUCUCCAGGUACGGAGUAUAUUCAUCGUCUCUACCAUGCUCUUCCUAGGCAGUCUUUUCUACGUUUCCGUCCUGCUGAUCAACGCGAUCGCCGUUCUUUCCGAAGACCGCUUCCUGGCGCGCAUCAACCUCAGCUCGACCACGUACGACCCGUCGUUUGGAUCCGGCGAUGCAACCAGCGUCAAGGCCAAGAUCAUCAAUUUGAUUGCGAGUGUGAGGACAUUAAUGAGGAUUCCGUUGAUAAUAGUUAAUACCCUGAUAAUUGUCUACGAGCUGGUGCUGGGGUGACGGAACUGCGAGACAGGACCAAGAGAAGAGAAAAAUAGACACAG